Molecule: messenger RNA, 2798 nt
Organism: Salvelinus fontinalis (brook trout)
Lineage: Eukaryota; Metazoa; Chordata; Actinopteri; Salmoniformes; Salmonidae
Product: golgin subfamily A member 6-like protein 1
Exons: 7
Coding region: 318-1748 (476 amino acids)
Source: RefSeq, a predicted model, not a curated record
UACACUCCUUGUUAAAAUAAAACAAAUGUGUCUCCCGUCCCCCUCUUCACGUAAAGCCUAAAUGCCAACAGCAUGGCAGGUUAUGUGUUGUAAUACAAAUCUGCUGCUGAGCCAUGAGAUUGAACACCAGAGAAUUGGCGUUACCUCCGGUCAGAUGUGGUCAACAGCUUGGUGCUAGCAAUCCUCUCGUUAUCACUGCGUUAGUUGUUACUCCUUGACGGGGCAUCAUCCUUCAGACCUGUCCUGCAUCACCUGGCCCUUUGAGCCAAGCACACGCGCCUCAGCUCCUCCUCAGCGGGUCCUCGCUCGACUUGAUAAUGAGGUCGACGCAUUAUUAUUUCAAGGUUAUUUCCUAUUCUUUAAGGCCUUUAUAUUCAGAUCCUAUGGGAGUUCUUAUUUUCACGGCGUUGCUUUGGACCUUCAGUGGAGUGGGAUGCCUUCCUCUAUCCUCCUCUCUACAGGUUGGAAAGGUCGCUGACUGUAUUCAGGACUCUCUGAAGAGUAACGGCGGUGUGCCACAUUCUGGCUGUGACAAACGGAAAACAGGUGAUGCUGUCAACAGGCACCAGGGUCUCCUGAGAGAGCUGCAGGAGCUAGCCCAGGAGGGUCAGUCUGACUACGAGAGGGAAAAAGAGAGAGAGUAUGGGAGGGAGAACGAGCGAUAUGAGGAGAACCAGGCUGAGGGAGAGAGGGACAGAGAGGGGAGGAAGGAGGAGCAGAAUAAUGACAAGAAGGAGACUGAGAAAGAAGAACUGAGAGAGAAAAAGACUAAGGCAGAGAGGGUAGAGGAGGAGGAGAAGGUGGAGAUGAAGGACAGAACAAAUGAGGAGAUAAGGGAAGCGCCCAGACUGGAGGACAAAAGGUGGGAUGAGGAAGAGAGCGCCAAAGAGCUGGAGGAGCUCCUCGCAAAGGAGAUGAGGAAGAUAGGAGAGGAGGAAAAAGAGGACAGGGAGCUUGAGGAGCUGCUCAAGGAGCUGAAGAAGAAAAGGUACGAGUCGGUGAAGGAGAAAGAGCUCCAGAGUGGGUCAGAAGCAGAGGAGGAGAGGAAGAAGGAUGAGGAGGAGGAGCAGAAAAAGGGAGAGAAAGAGCAGCUAGAUAUUCUUGAGAAGGAAGAGAGGAAACACAGCGAGGAGAGGAAGAACAACGAGGUGGAGCUACUGGUGGAGAAAGGGAAGGUGGAGCGGGAGCUCAAGGAGCUGCUGGAGGAACAGGACAGCAUGAAGAAUGUGGAGAAGGAGAAAGAGAGGGAGGAAAAACAGGAGGAACUGGAGGAGCUCCUCAAAAAGAUGAAACGUGUGCAAGAGGAGGAGGAGCGAGAAGAGGAGGAGAGGAAGAGAGGGAAUGCCGGGGAUGAGGCGAAAGUGGACAAAGAGAGCCAGAAGGAGGGAGAGAUUCACAAGGAAUUGGAGAAGGUGAAAGAAAGAGAGAGUGAGAAGGAGGUUAAGGAGCCUCAGCAGAAGAGAGUGAUGGAGAAAGCGAGUGAUGAGUCGACCCGUCAGUUUGAAAAGGAGAGGAACAGGGACGAUGAUGACGACGAUGAUGAAGAAGCAGAUGAGGAAGAUGAGGAUGAAAACAAUGAGGAUUGGGAAGAGGAGGAUGAGGACAAAAAGGAGGAUGUUGAGGAGGAUGAAGGAGCGGAGCUUCUGGAGAUUGAGGCAGAGCUGCGAAAAGUGGCUGCAGAGCUUCGGGAGCUUCACAGGAGUCGGUGGCGCCCCAGCUCUUCUCCCAGCUUUGCACUCUUAUCUUAACCAGCCAAGGAAUUCUAAAGAGAGGAGCGACUACACUAAAGCCAUUUCCAGUAUUUGGUCAUAAUAAUCAAUGACUGUUCUAAAAUGUUGUUUUUAAGUUGGUAAGAUAUUGAUAUUCAUCGUCGUCGUUUUCAUAGUUUGUGAUCUCCACUGUUACACAACCAUGUUGGAAUAAGAAAUGUUAGGAAACAGUUCCCCCACAUUUUUAAUCAAUAUAAGUGCAUUAUGUGCUAUACAGUUGAAUGGUUAAUAACAUAGGUGGAGGAACAACAAUAACUGCAAUACAAGAAUGAGAAUAAGAAGUCAGCUUAUUAAAACCUAUAAAGCUAUAACAAUGUACAUAUUAAAAACAAAUGAUGAUGAUUUUCUGUAAAUGUGCUUUGUUAUGUCAUUAAACUGCAUCAUGAAUAGACUUUUAAAUAUAAACACUCCUUUUCUAUCUAACAUUAAUUUACAAUUAUAAACUGGGUGGUUUGAGCCCUGAAUGCUGAUUGGCUGACAGCCGUGGUAUAUCAGACCAUAUACCACGGUAUGAUAAAACAUUUAUUUUUACUGCUCUAAUUACAUUGCUAACCAGUUUAUAAUAGCAAUGAGGCACCUUGGGGGUUUGUGGUAUAUGGCCAACAUACCACCGCUAAGGGCUGUAUCCAGGCACUUUGCGUUGCGUUGUCCUUAAGAACAGCCCUUAGCCGUGGCACAUUGGCCACAUACCACUUCCCCUCGGGCCUUAUUACUUAAUUAUAUAACACUGGUAACUGUUGGGACUCAUAGGAAACUAAUAUAAAACACAUCAACACCAUGUAAGAAGUCAAACAGGCUACUCACUACAUGUUGUGAGAUUUACUCAAGAAUGUAUACAAUUUCAACAUUUAGAAAUGUAUUAACCAAAUGAAUUUUACCAGCAAAUGGUUGUGGAUUGUAAGUGGGAUGUAAAGGACAAAUUAGUGGAAGUCAACAUUUGUAAUUGUACUGGCCCAAUCAGAGUCCUGCAUCUGUGCCUACUGUGUCUUAUAUGCUACAUGUCAAUCAAUAAAAGCACAGUGUAUAAUA